UGCUUUCUUCCUGCAGAUUUCUCAUACAAGGACCUCCUGUCUCCAUCACACUUGGAACUGGUGGCCAACCUCUCAGGCUGCAUGAUGCAUCGUCCACACACCAACUGCUCUGACAUGUGCUACCAUGGAAAGUAUCGCUCCAUUGAUGGAACUUGCAACAACUUGCAGCACCCCAUGUGGGGCGCAUCCCUCACAGGAUUCCGUAGGAUCCUGAAACCCAUCUAUGAGAAUGGCUUCAGCAUGCCAGUUGGUUGGAAGAAGACCAUGAAGUAUUAUGGGUUCCAUAAGCCGAGUGCACGGUUAGUGUCAACACGAAUCAUCAGUACCAAGGAAGUGACACCUGAUGACCGGCUGACCCACAUGGUGAUGCAAUGGGGACAGUUCCUAGAUCAUGAUCUGGAUCAUGCCAUCCCAUCGGUGAGCAGUGAGAGCUGGGAUGGUAUUGACUGCAAGAGGUUUGUUCCUUCCAUCAUACACUGUUCACAUUAAUGGGGACAUGAAAUUGCAGCUG
Cryptotermes secundus is the source of this 511-nucleotide messenger RNA. Its product is annotated as peroxidasin-like. The record is from RefSeq and is a predicted model, not a curated record. The coding region runs from base 82 to 489 and encodes 135 amino acids. Gene Ontology annotation, molecular function: heme binding; peroxidase activity. Gene Ontology annotation, biological process: response to oxidative stress. The transcript is spliced from 2 exons. Lineage: Eukaryota; Metazoa; Arthropoda; Insecta; Blattodea; Kalotermitidae.